UUGGGGCGCGCUGGUCAUGUGGAUGUGCGCGGGCUUCACCAUGCUCGAAUCGGGCUCGGUGCGUACAAAGAACGCCUCCACAAUCUGCUGAAGAACAUCGGCAUCUACUCAAUAGCCGGCAUUGCGUACUUCGUUAUCGGCUAUAACCUGAUGUACGUUGACAUUGUUGGAGGCUUCAUCGGCUCAUUCAAUCUCCUGUAUGGCUCUUCAGCAGAUGAGAUUGCAUUGCUCGGAGGUGACCAAUCUGCAACCGCAGCCGUUGUCGAGAGCGGCUACUCCACCAUGUCGGACUGGUUCUUCCAGAUGGUCUUCGUUGCGACUGCCGCCUCCAUCGUAUCCGGCACGCUGGCUGAGCGGGUCAAGAUGUGGCCAUUCUUCCUCUUCACCCUGAUCCUGACCGCUUUCAUCUACCCUGUCGUAGGAGCAUGGACAUGGGGUGGCGGCUGGCUUGAUCAGAUGGGAUUCAAAGACUUUGCCGGUUCGACCAUAGUGCACAGCACAGGCGGAUGGGCGGCUCUUGCAGGCGUUCUCGUAGUCGGACCCAGGCUCGGCAAGUUCCGCCGCGACGGUACUGUAAGGGCGACACCACCGUCAAACGUACUGGUAGUAACACUCGGCGUGUUCAUUUUGUGGUUCGGCUGGUUCGGCUUCAAUGCAGGGUCCCAGCUUGCACUGGGUAGCGCCGCUGACGUCGUGGCGAUGAGCAUCGUGAUGGUCAACACCAAUCUGGCGGCGGCAGCGGGCGUAAUGGCCGCUCUUGCUGUAUCACGCCCAAUACUUGGAAGGAUGGACUUGAUCGCAGGAUUGAACGGAGCAAUAGCAGGUCUUGUGUCAGUCACCGCUGCUCCUGAUCUAGUUGACCACCACUGGGCAAUCAUAAUUGGAGCUGUGGGGGGAAUAGUCUUAGUGCUGGCAGUGAAACUCUUGGAAAAGCUCAAACUGGACGACGUAGUUGGGGCGAUUCCUGCCCACUUGUUUGCCGGAAUAUGGGGAACAUUGGCCGUAGCUAUAAGUGGUGGUCAAAUUCUUGUUCAGUUGAUUGGAGUGCUGGCGGUCGGAGUGUUUGUAUUCGCAGUCUCAUGGGUGCUGUGGAAGGCGCUCGAUAUGGCGUUCAGUGUGCGAGUGUCGCGCACUGUGGAGCGCAUGGGGCUGGACUCCGGUGAGUUAGGGCUUGAAUCCUACCCCGAAUUUGUGCUUAUGCCCGAAGAAGACGAUGAAGAAGAGAGUUGA
Molecule: messenger RNA, 1230 nt
Organism: Geodia barretti
Lineage: Eukaryota; Metazoa; Porifera; Demospongiae; Tetractinellida; Geodiidae
Source: the annotation of a GenBank genome assembly